AUGGACGCCAUAAAAAGUAUACUCUCCCCUUUCGGCAUGAACACAGGCGCUAUCCAAGACACCCUUAAACUGGUAGUUAUUGGCGGGACAGUAGAAACCGCUCGACGGGCCUCCAUGUCGGCCUGGAAUGGUUUUGUGGAUUCUUUCUUCCUCACUGCACAUUUCUCUCAAGAGGAUUACCCAUACGACUGGUUAAUGCACUGGCUUUCUAAGCAACCCGCUUGGGGCCGAAGCAGGGAGUUUGAGAUUACCACGCGCUCAGUCGGUCGCAAUGGCAUGAAUUACAGCACUACAGGCGACCUAGAGGAUGAUGAGGAAGAAGAUGAAGGGGACGGCAUGGUUCAUGGUCGUCGAAAGCGCAAAGUGGCGUUCCUGCCAAGCUUAGACACUACCCACACCAUUUAUUACCGUGGUCACUGGCUUAGAAUUACGCGUACUCAGCGUUACCCCGAUUAUCGCCGUGGGGCUGCUCUCAAGAUCAGUGUUGUCGCUCGGAACAACGACAUCUUGAAGAAACUUGUUCUGGAGGCCAAGCGUGAUUAUGAAAAGGAUUCUGAGCAUCGCGUUCAUAUAUUCCUCGCUGAUACUUCGUAUGGCGGCUGGAGAUUCAAUGGUGCUCGUCAAAAGAGGCCUAUGAGCUCUAUCGUGCUCCAACCUGGCGUUAAGGAUAUGCUUCUUGCAGAUUGCAAGGAUUUCAUGUCUUCCGAGGAAUGGUAUGCGGAGCGAGGCAUUCCUUUCAGGAGGGGUUAUUUGUUGCAUGGUGUUCCUGGAAGUGGAAAGACCUCUCUUAUUCACUCUCUGGCCGGUGAACUGGGGUUAGAUAUCUACGUCGUUUCGCUAUCAGCGAAGGGGAUGAGUGAUAACACACUAACGACGUUGAUGGGUCAUGUAUCUUCGAGAUGUAUACUCCUUUUGGAAGAUUUGGACGCUGCGUUUACGCGUUCGGUCAGCCGUGAUGCCAGCUCUACCGGGGCACCCACCGCCACAGCCAAAGAUAAGGACGCCGCUGCGGCGGCUGAAAGUACUGACGGUUCUACCUUGAGUCUAAGUGGUCUUCUCAAUAGCAUUGAUGGCGUAGCUGCGGCGGAGGGGCGUCUCCUCUUUGCUACCACUAACCAUAUUGAGCGCCUCGACCCUGCUCUCAGCCGACCUGGCCGCAUGGACGUAUGGAUCAACUUUACCCAUGCGACUAAGUGGCAAGCAGAGGGUAUCUUUAAAUGCUUCUUCCCUCACAAACCAACCGCAGCUACAAUCUCUUCAUCUGCCGCGCCGACAGAUGCAUCGCAGAAGAACCUUCCUCUUCCCAAGCGCAAAUCACACACGCACGCCAUUCCUCUUCUCACUGAAGAAGAAAUUUCUGAGCUUGCUAAACGUUUUGCUGAGGCUAUUCCCGAAGAUGAGCUAAGUGUUGCGAGUCUUCAAGGUUACCUUCUCAGAAAUAAGACGCGUCCCCGAGAGUGCGUGGAAGAAGUCGCCCAAUGGGUCAUUCAAGAGCGUGAAACUCGGGAAAAACUCAAGAAAGAGAAGGCUGAGCGUGAGGCCAAGGAGAAGAAGGAAGCCGAAGAGGCUGCAAAAAAAGAGAAGGAGGAGAAGGAGGCUAAAGAGAAGGAGGAAAAGGAAGCCAAAGAGAAGCUCGAGAGGAAAGAACGCGCCGCUAAAGCCAAGAAGCUUCGAGCCGAAGCAGCGGCCUCGAAGAGUGAUGAUUCUUCCACCGACUCGGCUACUCCUACUGAAACGACUCCAGCAGCAUCGACCUCUACCGCCUCAACGCCUGCCUUGACCCCUGAUGCCACUAGCGAAUCUUCAACCUCUAGCAGUUCGGAAUCUGAGACUAGCACAGGCGUGGAUGCCGACACUGAGGAGAGCGUUACCUCAGAGGAGGAGACCGAUAAGGCUGAGGGUGCCACUACCCAGCCAAAGGGUGAGAAGUGGGUCACAGUCAAGGGGCAGGCGCCGUCCGCCCCAGCGACCCCUUCCUCUGACAUCACGUCAUAA
Laccaria bicolor S238N-H82 is the source of this 1995-nucleotide messenger RNA. RefSeq lists its product as uncharacterized. Gene Ontology annotation, biological process: mitochondrial respiratory chain complex III assembly; protein insertion into mitochondrial inner membrane from matrix. NCBI's taxonomy places the organism in Eukaryota, Fungi, Basidiomycota, Agaricomycetes, Agaricales, Hydnangiaceae. Gene Ontology annotation, cellular component: mitochondrial inner membrane. Bases 1 to 1995 code for a protein of 664 amino acids. The transcript is spliced from 20 exons. Gene Ontology annotation, molecular function: ATP binding; ATP hydrolysis activity. The record is from RefSeq and is a predicted model, not a curated record.